ACCAUUUGAAACGCAGCUCUGAAUUUAACCAAGAUGUCUGUAAAAAUGACAGCAGCCCUGCUCCUGCUACAGCUGAGUGGAUUCUUUGGAUCUGGGAGUUGUGGGAAGGUGCUGGUGUGGCCAGUGGAGUUCAGCCAUUGGCUCAACUUGAAGACAAUCCUAGAUGAGCUUGUGAAGAAGGGUCAUGAAGUGACUGUUCUGAAACCUUCAGUUUCCUUUUCUUAUGAGGUUGAGGACACAUCUGCUAUUGAAUUUGAAACAUACCCUACAUCAUAUUCCAUGGCUGAUAUAGAGGAAAUUUUCUUAGAAUCCAUCAAUAAACACGUUUAUGAGCUGCCAAAGCUAUCAUUUUGGAGAUACUUUUUAAUGCUGCAAGAACUGUUUUGGUUAGACUCAGAAUUUGGUGAGAGUCUCUGCAAGGACGUCGUUUUCAACAAGGAACUCAUGGCAAACCUACAAAAUUCAAGCUUUGAUGUCAUCCUGGCAGAUCCCUUCAUACCCUGUGGUGACCUGCUGGCUGAGAUUCUCCAGACACCACUUGUGUUCAGUCUUCGCUUCUUUCCUGGCUCUACAUAUGAAAAGUACAGUGGAGGACUGCCACUACCUCCUUCCUACGUGCCACCUGCUUUGUCAGAAUUGAGUGAUCGGAUGACAUUCAUGGAGAGAGUGCAAAGUGUAAUCUAUAGGCUUUGUUUUGACUUUUGGUUCCAAACAUUUAAUGAGAAGAAGUGGAAUCAGUUUUACAGUGAAGUGUUAGGAAGACCCACGACACUCCUGGAGAUGAUGGGGAAGGCAGAUGUAUGGCUCAUUCGAACUUACUGGGAUUUGGAAUUUCCUCACCCUGUCUUACCAAAUUUUGAUUUUGUUGGAGGACUGCACUGCAGGCCUGCCAAGUCUCUGCCUAAGGAAAUAGAAGACUUCGUCCAGUCUUCAGGAGACCAUGGCGUUGUAGUGUUUUCCCUGGGGUCCAUGGUGGGUAACCUAACAGAAGAAAGGGCCAAUGUGAUUGCAGCAGGCCUCGCCCAGAUUCCACAGAAGGUUCUUUGGAGAUUUGAAGGCAAGAAGCCAGAUACCUUGGGCUCCAACACUCGGCUGUACAAAUGGAUCCCCCAGAAUGACCUUCUGGGUCAUCCUAAAACCAGAGCGUUUAUAACUCAUGGUGGCACCAAUGGCAUCUACGAGGCCAUCUACCAUGGGGUCCCAGUGGUUGGCAUCCCUUUGUUUGGAGACCAAUUUGAUAACAUUGUUCACAUGAAGACUAAAGGAGCGGGCGUUAGACUGGACUUUCUCACAAUGUCCAGUGCAGAUUUGCUCAGUGCAGUGAAGACAGUCACCACUGACCCUUCCUAUAAGGAGAAUGCCAUGCGGCUGUCAAGAAUUCACCAUGAUCAGCCAGUGAAGCCCCUGGACAGAGCUGUCUUCUGGGUUGAGUAUGUCAUGCGCAACAAAGGGGCCAAGCACCUCCGUGUUGCAGCACACGACCUCACCUGGUUCCAGUACCACUCUCUGGACGUGCUUGGAUUCCUGCUUGCCUGUGUGGUGACUGUGAUCUUCCUAGUCACGAAGUGCUGUCUCUUUUGUUGCCAGAAGUUUGCUAAAGCUGGAAAGAAGAAAAAAAGGGAGUAACUGAAGUGGGGAGGACAGACACACAGACCUCCUCCAGUAUGCCACAGCAAGGAGGCUGUGAUGGAACACUCCUCCAUCCUGUGACAAGACAAUUUUUCUCUCCUUGACUCAUCAAAUCAUAAUAUUAUUCAUAAAGUUUUAAUAUCUGAAUAUAUGUUAGGAAUACUUUUGGCCAAAAUGGAAGCCAGUAGGAAAAAGUAACCAUCAAACUAUAUUAGUGCCUCUUAAAAUGUAUUUCAGUGGUGUUGGAGAGAUGGUUCCACGAUGUUAAGAGCAUUUCUUGUUCUUGUAGCAUAUCUGAGUUUAUCUCUAAUACUCAUAGAUGGCUCACAACCAUCAGUAACUCCACAAUAUCUGAUAUGCUCUUCUGACUCCUUCAACCAUUGCACGCACAUGCAGGCAAAAAACACUCACACACAUAAAAUAAAAAUAAACAGUCUUUAAAGAACUGCUGUAAGUUACAAGUUACACUGUCUUAAUUUACCAGACAUAAUUCUAGUUCUUAAGUUAAUGACAGACAAAAGAAAAUCAACAAAAUAGACAAACUCUUAUCCAAAUUAACCAAAGGACAGAGAGAGAAUAUCCAAAUUAACAAAAACAGAAGCAAAAAGGGGAACAUAAGACACUUAGGGAAAUUCAGAGAAUCAUAAGGACAUGCUUUAAAAAACAUGUACUCCACAAAAUUUGGAAAAUCUAAAAGAAAUGGAUAAUUUUCUCAACAGGUAUCACUUACCAAAGUUAAAUCAAGGAUAAGAUAAUUUAUGAGGACCUAUAACACCUAGUGAAACAGAAGCAGUCACUAAGCCUGCCAACCAAAAAAAUCCUCUAAUUCAUUACUUUGAGAUUUUUUUAUCAUUUUAAAAAUAUUACUUAAAUUAAAAAAGAUCAUAGACAUGUCAAUGGGUUUAACUUCAGUAAACAUUUUACUAUAUACAUACACACCUUAAAUAAUAUGCAAAUUUAACUACUGAGUCAGUAAAGAAAUGUAAUGUUAAAAAAUCUGAAAUUCACAAUUGUAACAGUAUCCACAAAUAAAAAGAAUGAAAAACAUAAAUCACAUAGAAAAACAAGUUAAUCAGAUAGAUUUACUUAAGAAUAAAAAGACAUUAAAAA
Phodopus roborovskii (desert hamster) is the source of this 2739-nucleotide messenger RNA. Its product is annotated as UDP-glucuronosyltransferase 2B31. Bases 34 to 1626 code for a protein of 530 amino acids. The transcript is spliced from 6 exons. Lineage: Eukaryota; Metazoa; Chordata; Mammalia; Rodentia; Cricetidae. Gene Ontology annotation, molecular function: UDP-glycosyltransferase activity. The record is from RefSeq and is a predicted model, not a curated record.